AUGUCGUACGAUCGGUUAAGGGACCUAAAAUUGGAGAGCCGGGGAAUUCUGGGGUUAGUCGUCGGGAUUAUUUCGGUACGACACAGACUCACUGUCUACUUGGAUCUCAGCGUGGGUGCGGCUAAAAAAGAUGGCACAGAUGGUGGAGUGAGCAACUGGAGGGACUCGGAGAACGCGGAGGAGAGAGGUUCCAAGACAUCGUGGCAGGGUAGUGCAUGUCCCGUGCAGUCACGCUUUUCCUCCUCCUUCUGUCUUCUCCUCCACAUUCCACAUUCCACCUCCACUCUCCUCCACUGUUCCACUCUUCCACUGGCAUCGUCCCUCUUCCUCGAUUUCUUGGCUUCUCGGUUGAUUGUCUUCGACUUCGUUGUAAUGACCCCACCGCAUCCGCUGCUGCCUUGGUUGUUUACUGCCCCCGGUUAA
This is a messenger RNA of Aspergillus luchuensis, 423 nucleotides long. RefSeq lists its product as uncharacterized. Lineage: Eukaryota; Fungi; Ascomycota; Eurotiomycetes; Eurotiales; Aspergillaceae. The record is from RefSeq and is a predicted model, not a curated record. Bases 1 to 423 code for a protein of 140 amino acids. The transcript has a single exon.